This is a messenger RNA of Phytophthora sojae, 414 nucleotides long. RefSeq lists its product as hypothetical. The transcript has 3 exons. Bases 1 to 414 code for a protein of 137 amino acids. Lineage: Eukaryota; Oomycota; Peronosporomycetes; Peronosporales; Peronosporaceae. The record is from RefSeq and is a predicted model, not a curated record.
AUGUCGAUUCCCUACGAGGAGGAGGGCUACGUGGACGACGAGAACGAGGACGCCGACGCCCAGUGCAGCAGCGCCGGCGAGAGCGACUACGAUCUCUCGGACUUCGCGGAAGCCGACGAUGUCGACAUGGCGCAGCAGGAUGCCGAGGCCGCAGACUACCCGAAGCUUCGCGUUGCGCAGCCGGACGAGGAGUAUCCGGGUGAAGACGACAAGGACGAGGUCGGCGAGCUCCCGAGCGCCAGCUCGUCAGUCAAGGACAGUCGUCGCCGCUCGGUGUCGUUCGGCCCGUUGCCCCUUGGUAAUCUGGCUGAGGAGAACGUCGAGAUGAAGUCUCCGUCUUCCCGGUCGCCGCUGACGUUGGAGGAGCUGAGCGACAGAGAACAAGAUGGAAGAGAUAGACGCAGCAGCGAGUGA